GCUGGUUAGCAGCGCACGUGCCAGGCUCUGGGGCCCUUCUGCUUACACGCAAGUUCUUUCUGUCCUGGGUUUCUUCGUCCUGGAGACCCACUCCAUCUUCUACUCCCUCGGCUCUCGCCCAGCCUCUACCCCAAGCUCUGAACCUCGUCGUCUGCAAAAUCGAAAUGGACACAUCCAUGAAUUUCUCACGUGGGUUAAAAACGGAGCUGGUCCAGCCCUAUGACUUCGAGAUGUCGCAGGACUUAAGGCCCUUUUUGGAGGAGUACUGGGUAAGUUCAUUUCUCAUAGUGCUCGUCUAUCUGUCACUCAUCGUCGUUGGCCAGACCUACAUGAGAACUCGGAAGGGCUUCAGCUUGCAGAGGCCUCUCAUCCUCUGGUCCUUCUGCCUGGCAAUAUUCAGUAUCCUAGGUACACUGAGGACGUGGAAGUUUAUGGGAGCUGUGAUGUUUACAGUGGGCCUCAAGCAAACUGUGUGCUUUGGUGUCUACGUUGAAGAUACCAUAAUCAAAUUCUGGUCUUGGGUCUUUCUCCUCAGCAAGGUUGUUGAACUCGGAGACACGGCCUUCAUCAUCCUGCGUAAGCGUCCACUCAUCUUUGUCCACUGGUACCACCACAGCACAGUGUUACUGUUCACAAGCUUUGGAUACAAGCACAAAGUGCCUUCAGGUGGCUGGUUCAUGACCAUGAACUUGGGCGUCCAUUCUGUCAUGUACACCUACUACACCAUGAAAGCCGCCAAAGUAAAGCAUCCCAACAUCCUUCCCAUGGUCAUCACCAGCUUGCAGAUCCUGCAGAUGGUUCUGGGGACCAUCUUUGGCAUACUGAAUUACGUCUGGAGGCAGGAGAAAGGAUGCCACACAACAACGGAACACUUCUUCUGGUCCUUUAUGCUGUAUGGGACCUAUUUCAUCCUAUUCGCUCGCUUCUUCUACAGAGCCUACCUCAGGCCCAAGGGCAAAGCUGAGUCCAAGAGCCAAUGAGAGUUGGAAAGAAAGAUGGAGUCUCAGCCUUUCCUCCAUGGCACUAAGGGUUGGGCGUGGGAGAAUGACUAGGGUACCUCCCCUGUAUGGUUUCCCCCAUGGGAUAUACACCCUCAAAGUUGUAGGAAGCUAUGACAACCAAGAAAAUGUCACCCUUGGGAUAGGGGUGUGCUCUGGUGCUUUGAUGUUUCUGUCUUUAAUGUGAAGGAAAACCAAGUUCUAGGAAGGGGAUAGGACUGAGUGCCUUAAAAUCGAGUUAUUUAUAUUUAUAUUUAGAAAUAUUCCUCUUCUUGCUCUAUUUUUUAAAUUAAAGAGGUCAACACGAUUUUGAGGAUUUGUGGCCUUGGAGCCGUAAAGUGAAGUCUGUGGUAGGAGGAGGCUGCUGACGGGGGAGUGAUCUACAUCCAGGUGGAGAGCCUGAGGGUGUGUGGAAGGAUAGAGGCACACACAAACACUCAAUAAGAAUCCUAGGCUUGGUAGGCGCUUAAUAAAUGUCUGUUACAGACUAGACGUUUAUUGCUGUUAGAGACCCAAGCCUCUGAAAGAAACAGUGAGAAACAAGUCCUAAAAUCAUAGGCUAAACUGCAAAAUAGAUCCCUUCAAGGAAGCACUGGAGCCCAGACCUACCAGCUGUCCUCCCUGAGAACACCAGGUGGCGUCGCAGCACCAGCAGAGGACGAUCCCUGUCAACUAGCUGGUCACACUAAGCUUCAUAGUCCCCGCUUCCCCAUCCUGGAGGAAAGGAGUCCUUAGAAGCCUGGUCGCUCACUCCGUUCCUGUACACCCAGCUGUCCUUCUGGACAAUGGGAAGGAUGAAGGGAAGGAGGGCUCAACGGCAAGUCUGAAUCAUCAGGCCUUUGACAGUC
Messenger RNA from Grammomys surdaster, 1846 nucleotides. It is a transcript of the gene Elovl3, whose product is annotated as ELOVL fatty acid elongase 3. Bases 165 to 980 code for a protein of 271 amino acids. Gene Ontology annotation, biological process: very long-chain fatty acid biosynthetic process; sphingolipid biosynthetic process; fatty acid elongation, monounsaturated fatty acid. Gene Ontology annotation, molecular function: fatty acid elongase activity. The record is from RefSeq and is a predicted model, not a curated record. Gene Ontology annotation, cellular component: endoplasmic reticulum; endoplasmic reticulum membrane. The transcript has 4 exons. Lineage: Eukaryota; Metazoa; Chordata; Mammalia; Rodentia; Muridae.